GUCGUAAUGCCGGACAUUGGGACUGUGGAUGUGCAGGCAUGCCGAAAUGCGCUGGCUUACGAAAGCCCCACAGAGCUUCUGUUGAGCAUCUGGGGAUCGAAAGGCAACACAGUUAUCCAGCUCUACAACUGUCUUGCUCGAGCAAAACUUGUCCGUGCAAUGAAAGUACUGCAUUGCUUUGUGGAUGCACGCUAUCAUCGCUGGGAAUGGGAGUGCUUGCAGUUGAACGAGGAAGACAACAGAAGGAUGCUUCCUGAUACCGCCACAUCGCCAGCUGGGUCAGAUGGUAUUGUUGCUCGAUGUUUUGAUGAGCCGUCAUCGUGGAUGAGUGCGAAGCCUGAUCGUCCAGGCUGGUUGCAUCCGGAAAGCAGCGAUUUUACGGAAUCUCGCGUCAUAUACUCAACCCUGCAGAACACACCAUGUAUAAGCUACAGUGAAAUCGCGAAAAUCACUAGCAGUUUUUGCGCAAAUAAUAUUAUUGGAAAGGGAGGCUAUGGGACAAUUUACAAGGCAACAUGGGAACAAACAGAGGUUGCGGUGAAACGGAUCCAGGCUUCCGACCACUGUGGUUCUGAGAAGGAACAAAUAAGCCAGAGCUUACAAGAGUUGAGAACAUUGUCGAAGUAUCGGCAUGAUAAUAUAUUGCCGUUAUAUGCGUAUUCACUUGAUGGGCCCGAACCGUGUCUGCUCUAUCAGUACAUGGCAAAUGGCUCUCUGUUCGAUUUUGCGGUAAAGCCAAUAAUCCAUGGUGACGUGAAAUCAGCCAAUAUUUUACUGGACAAAUACUUCGAGCCAAAACUAGGUGAUUUUGGGUUAUGUCGCGAUCACUUCUCAAAAGAUGAAUCGCACGAUGGUGACUUUCUAAUUGCUUCAAGUGUCAAGGGCACAUUGGCCUAUCUCCCGAGAGAAUUUCUAACAGAUAGAAUAGUAAGCCCGAAAAUUGAUGUAUACGGCUAUGGAGUGGUUUUAUUGGAAGUUGCUACAGAGCUGAAAGCACAUGUUUCCAAUCGCGAACCACAGAAUUUGGUGGAAUACAUUACAACUAGUGGAGAAAGCUUAGAAGAUAUGAAAGAGAAGCAAAAUACUCUAACAGGUGCAAAUUCUAUGUAUUUCGAGUUGCUUCUGAACAUCGGUUUAAAAUGCGUCGUGGAUGAUUACUCCAAAAGACCGCCAUUCAGCGAAAUCAUCGAUAUGCUUUUAUCUGUGGGGAGCGAUGCUCGUUGUACUGUUUUGAUGAAAUACUAG
Molecule: messenger RNA, 1245 nt
Organism: Gongylonema pulchrum
Lineage: Eukaryota; Metazoa; Nematoda; Chromadorea; Rhabditida; Gongylonematidae
Source: the annotation of a GenBank genome assembly